UUAUAAUCUAUCAUCCUCUAUCCUUCUGCCUAUAUAAGAAAAGCUUUCAAACCAUAAAACAUAUCUAGUAAUCUUUGACAUAUCCCAUGGCAUCUGAAGGUGUUGUUGAGGGAGAGAAAUAUCGAUACUUCUUGCAUGGAGAAGAGAAGAACACCAAAUGGAAGUUUGGUGCACCUCCCAACUAUGAAGUUGUCAACAAGCUUUUCGAACAAGGCAGAACCAAGAUAUGGCCAGCUGGGUCACUAGAAGAAAAGGUACAGAACUUAGUGAAAACAUGGGAGAUGGAGCUUUUCCACAAAGUUAACAUUGAGGACUUCAAAACACUUGAUCCCAACAAGUAUACUUUCAGCCUAAAUGGGAGGAAAGGGAUAAACUUGGAAGAAAUAGGAAAACUAGGAGGAGGAUACAACCCUUUGCUUCAAACAUCACUGCCUGAGAGUCUGAGAGGCUAUAAUCCUGAUGUGGAAACAUCUGAAUCAUCGCACAAGGCUUUCACUACAACAUUCCCAAGAGGGUUUGCGUUGGAGAUUCUUCAAGUCAUUUCUGGGCCACCGCAGAUAGUUUACAAAUUCAGGCACUGGGGUUACAUGGAGGGCCCUUUCAAAAACCAUGCCCCAACUGGAGAACUGGUAGAGAUCUACGGAAUGGCCAUUUUUGAGUUGGACGAGAAUGAAAAGAUCGUGAAGGUGGAGUUCUAUUACGACCCAGGACAACUACUAGGAGGACUUUUGAAGGGUGCAAAAGUUGGCUCUUCUUCUUCUGAAGAGAUUGCUUCAGGCUGCCCAAUCUUAAGGAGUACUGGGUAGUGUGCGUACUCCAUGUAUUUGCUUACUCCAUACUUCGUAAAACUCUAUCAUCAAUAAUGUAUGCCCAGCUGAUAGAUGGCAUCACUCUCAGGGGCUGUACUAAGUGGAAUUAUUUUAUGAAUCAGCUUUUUAUCUUCUCAGCCACAAUUAAUGUUGGUACAAUUAAUGUCGGUACAAUUAAUGUUGGUUAGUCAAAGACUAUUAAUGAUGUCGGUUGAUUUUUGUUGUUAAUGUGUAAUAAGAAGGUUAUCUGUGUAUAUAUAUAUGUCGGUAGUUUUGACAUGUAAUUUUCGUAAGCCGGUAGUCUUGAGGUUCUUGUCCAUUGAAAUGUAAUCGCGGGUGAUUUCAGGUAGGGAGACGAAUGAAUAAUU
Fragaria vesca subsp. vesca is the source of this 1177-nucleotide messenger RNA. RefSeq names its product pathogen-related protein-like. The record is from RefSeq and is a predicted model, not a curated record. Bases 87 to 806 code for a protein of 239 amino acids. Lineage: Eukaryota; Viridiplantae; Streptophyta; Magnoliopsida; Rosales; Rosaceae. The transcript has 4 exons.